This is a messenger RNA of Ostreococcus tauri, 792 nucleotides long. Its product is annotated as CRAL-TRIO domain. Bases 1 to 792 code for a protein of 263 amino acids. The record is from RefSeq and is a predicted model, not a curated record. The transcript has a single exon. NCBI's taxonomy places the organism in Eukaryota, Viridiplantae, Chlorophyta, Mamiellophyceae, Mamiellales, Bathycoccaceae.
AUGGCUCUCGCGAGCGCGCGCGCGGUGCGCGUGCGGUCCACGCGCGCGUGUCGUCGCUCGACGAACGCGUCGCGCGGCGGCGCCGUCGCGCGAUCCGCCGCGCCGCCGUCCACGGGCCUCGUCCUGGACGUCUUCGACCACGCGCUCGUGCGAGACGGGGCGCGGAAGAUGCGUGAGAUCAACCCCGAGGCGUUCGCGAACGAGCCGGAUUGGGUCUUGGAGUGGUUUCUGCGCGAUCGAAAGCUGGACGCGGAUAAGGCGAGCGAAAAGUGCGCCAAGUACGUCGCGUGGCGAUCGAACGACGGCUACGACCGCGUCGAACUCGAACGAUCGAGCGAGGUGGACGAAGAGGCGGCGACUGGAAAGGCGGUGUUGCUCGAUGAGACGGACGCGAUGGAUCGACCGGUGAUUUACGUGACGCUCACCAAGCACGAGGUGGAGACGCGAGAGUUGGCGCGCACGUGCAAGCUGUGCGUUCGACUCGUCGAUGAGGCGCUCGAGCGCGAGCGGGCGAAAGGAGCUGGAUCGUCUGAGACGAUGAUGUGCGUCUUCGAUCUCCGUGGGUUCACGAUGAAGAACGCCGAUAUCGACUUUGUCAAGUUUUUCAUCAAGUGCAUCUUCGACUACUUCCCGAAGAGAAUUUCUCAGGUUUUGCUCAUCGAACCCCCGUGGGUGUUCACCCCGGUGUGGCAGAUCAUCAAGCCUCUGAUGGGGAAGUACGCGGCGCUGGUGAAGCAGGUCAAGGCGAGCGAGGCCAAGGCGUACUUCAAGGAGGGAUCGAGCGUCUUUUAG